AUGUCGGAGGUAGAAAAGGGCGAGGCUGCCCCGCCCACCGUCCUCCACCGGAAGGACUCGUCUUCCGAUGGCGAGGUCGGCCGGAUCGAGGAGAAGGAGAGCUGGGCGACCCGCAAUGGCUUCAACCUGCGGUCCUUCCAGAAGAAGGACUCGGGUGCCAACAUCACUCUUGAGCGGCCCAUGAAGACGCGGCAUCUGCACAUGAUCUCCAUCGGUGGCUCAAUUGGUGCUGGUUUCUUCGUAGGCUCGGGUGGCGCCCUGUCAAAGGGUGGCCCUGCUUCUCUGCUUCUCGAUUUCGCUAUUAUCGGUGUCAUGAUGUUCAACGUCGUGUACGCUCUUGGUGAAAUGGCUGUCAUGUACCCUGUCUCCGGUGGCUUCUACACUCUGUCAACUCGCUUCAUCGACCCGUCCUGGGGCUUCGCCAUGGGCUGGAACUACGUCUUCCAAUGGGCUAUCGUGCUACCUCUCGAGUUAACGGUCUGUGGUCUCGUCAUGGCAUACUGGACCCCAGAUGUAAAUGUCGGAGUCUGGAUCGCCGUCUUCCUCAUCCUUAUCACCCUCGUCAUGAUGUUUGGCGCUAUCGGUUUCGCCGAGGAGGAGUUCUGGGCUGCACUCCUGAAGCUCUGCGCUAUCGUCAUCUUCAUGGUCAUCGCGUUCGUCUGUGUCCUUGGUGGUGGUCCCAAGGGAGGAGCCUAUGACACGUAUCAGGGCUCGAAGACGUGGCAGGACCCAGGCGCGUUCCGGAACGGUUUCCGUGGCUUCUGCGCUGUAUUCGUCACCGCCGCGUUCUCCUUCUCCGGAACGGAACUCGUUGGUCUGGCGGCUGCUGAGGCCAAGAACCCCGUCAAGGCUUUACCAGGUGCUAUCAAGCAGGUCUUCUGGCGUAUCACGCUUUUCUACAUCCUUGGUCUCAUGUUCGUCGGCCUUCUCAUCCGCUCAGAUGACGAACGUCUCCUCGGCUCCGGCAGCGGUGACACGUCCGCCUCACCUUUUGUGCUCGUCGGCAAGUAUGCUGGCCUGAACGGCUUUGACCACUUCAUCAACGUGAUCGUGGUCAUUUCCGUCAUGUCCAUCGGCGUGUCUGGUGUCUACGGAGGCUCGCGUACCCUGACCGCCCUCGCCCAGUUCGGCUACGCUCCCAAGAUCUUCACCUACAUGGACCGUGCCGGCCGCCCCACCUUCUCCGUUGGUCUCAUCCUCGUAUGCGGUCUCCUCGGCUUCAUCAACCUGGACGCUCAAGGUGAGGUGGUCUUCAACUGGCUCGUUGCCUUGUCCGGUCUGGCUGCACUCUUUACCUGGGGCUCCAUCUGCCUGGCCCACAUCCGGUUCCGCAAGGCGUGGAAACACCACGGUCACUCCUUGGAUGAGAUCCCCUUCCGGGCCAUUGGCGGUGUUUAUGGCUCAUGGUUGGGUCUCAUCCUCUGCGCCCUUGUCCUGAUUGCUUCUUUCUACAGCGCCAUCUGCCCUGUCGGCGUCGAAGGAGUUGGUACGGCCGAGGACUUCUUCAUGGCUAUGCUGGCGCUUCCAGUGGUGCUUGUGUUCUGGAUUUGCGGAUACUUCUGGAAGAAGGAGGGCUGGCUUCGCACCGCCCAGAUGGACGUUGACACGGGCCGUCGUGAGCACGACUGGGAUGAGAUCAACGCCUACAAGGCCAGGAUCGCGGCUUUCCCGUACUGGAGGCGUCUGGUAUACAAGUGGUUCGUCUAG
Messenger RNA from Diaporthe citri, 1707 nucleotides. RefSeq lists its product as uncharacterized. Bases 1 to 1707 code for a protein of 568 amino acids. The record is from RefSeq and is a predicted model, not a curated record. The transcript has 4 exons. Gene Ontology annotation, cellular component: membrane. NCBI's taxonomy places the organism in Eukaryota, Fungi, Ascomycota, Sordariomycetes, Diaporthales, Diaporthaceae. Gene Ontology annotation, molecular function: amino acid transmembrane transporter activity. Gene Ontology annotation, biological process: amino acid transmembrane transport.